CAGGAGGAAGACGCCUCUCUGUUCGCUCUCUCAGCUUCUGGAUCAGAUUCUCCUGAUUCGGGGUUUCAGGAUCGGAUUCCUCCAGAGAAUUUAGGCAAAGUGCUGAAGAGCUGCAGCUGGAGCGACCCGUUCAGGCGGUUCUGGAAAUCAAGUGGAUUUUUCUCCUGGUUAUUUCUGAGUCAAUGUUCUGCAGAUGUUUCUGUCCUGCUGUGACGGGAGGAAAACCAGCUGGAACUGAUCAAACAGCGUUGGCUAAGUGGGUCAGAACCGGACCUGUACCAUGUGAAACUGAACUCCUGCAAACUUUGCCGGAUUACCCAGAACCCUUCGCGCGGUGAGGACGGGAAUGCGGCUGCAGCUGGACCUGAAGGAUCAUUGUUGGGUCUGAUCAUGGGUCAACCCCGUCGCCGUUAAACCCGCUUCUCCUGGGGGUCAUGAGGUCCGACCCGGACUGAAGACAGAUCCAGACCCAGAGGGAUCCGGCUCCUCGGGGAGAUGGCAGCGGCCAUCGCCAGCUCCCUGAUCCGACAGAAGCGCCAAGCGCGAGAGUCCAACAACGAGAAGGUCGCCACCAACAAGAAGCGCUCCAGCCCCAGUAAAGACCCGCGCUCUCUCUGCGAGAGACACAUCUUCAGCGUCUUCAGCAAGGUCCGAUUCUGCAGCGGGAAGAAGCGGCCGGUUCGCCGGAAACCAGAGCCGCAGCUGAAAGGCAUCGUGACGCGUCUCCACAGCGAGCAGGGCUUCUUCCUGCAGAUGCUUCCCGAUGGGACCAUCAGCGGCUGCAAAGACGAGAACAGCGACUACACUCUGUUCAACUUGAUCCCGGUGGGGCUGAGGGUGGUGGCCAUCCAGGGCGUGAAGGCCGCCCUCUAUGUGGGCAUGAACGCUGAGGGCUUCCUCUACACAUCUGAUAUUUUCACACCAGAGUGUAAAUUUAAGGAGUCUGUGUUUGAGAACUACUACGUCAUCUACUCAUCCACCAUGUACCGGCAGCACGAGUCGGGCCGGGCCUGGUUCCUGGGUCUGAACAAGGACGGCAUCAUUAUGAAGGGGAACCGAGUGAAGAAGACUAAACCCUGCUCACAUUUCGUUCCCAGACCCAUUGAAGUUUGCAUGUACAAGGAGCCGUCUCUGCAUGAGCUGGAGGAGAAGCUGCUGAAGUCAUCGCGGAGCCCGACACUGAACAGCGGCCGCGCCAGGAGCCUGGACCGACCACAGCGGCGGUCCGCCAACUCCUCCACAGAGCGGGAGGCGUCAUAGCCUGCAGCGCCCCCACAGGAGGAGGAGGAAGAGGAUGAGAACUCCCAUUUUAACAAUCCCUGUGUUCAGCAACUACAACCACACCGACCAACCGCCAAGACAACGAUGACGAAGAAAACAAUGUAAAAAGAAGAUUUUAAAAAUCCGGGAAAAUUCUUCUUGCUUGUGAUGAAAUAUUUUAACGAGCAAGGGCAUGGGGGAGGGGCUUGCUUGAAAAUGAAAAAAAAAAUCAGGACGUUGAUUGAGAUUUACAUUUUAUGCAAAAAGUCCUGCUGAAAUAGUGCCAGGAGGCUAGCACACCUACUCCUCAUCAACACAUUGUAAUCAUCAUCAUUUCUGUCACAAUGAUGACAAAAUAUCUGUGGAGUCGGGCAAGCGCUCCGAACUCUGAAGCUUUAAGUCAUGUAGAAACUUCACUUCUCUUUGUUUUCUAAUGAAUGCUAAAACCUUCGCACUUCCCACACGCUGUGCUUCUUCUUCUUCUUCUUCUUCUUCUUCUUCCUCUCCGUGUUUUCUGUCAAAUCAGACGGAGGAGGUUCUGUUUCAGGUGCCACAAUUUGUUUAGUUUCUUUGUUUGAAAGGUCAGGGACUUGUUCUGGGUUUAGUUAACAACUUUAGUUUGCUUCUCGAAAGCGAAAAAGAAAGACAACAAAGCCAGGUGCUCUUGAUGAAAUUCAUUUGAAGAAAAAAAAACAUGCUAACAGAUGUUAGUAUGAACCAAAAUUAACAACUUCCCCCUAUUUUACCUUGUCUUGAUAAAUAAUGUGGUUAAAUAUUCUGUCAAACAUUACUAAAAUCACCAUACAAGAAAACAGGUAAAACCAUUUGUUAACAUUUCUGUGUUUAAGUUUUUACCUGAGUGGAAAUGCAUUUUGUUGGUAGGGGGCACUUUCUGCAUGUCAGUUGAAGUUAAAGGCAAAAAACUUAGUAUGGAAACAAAGUUUUACCACAAACCUGAACCCUGAAUUUGAUGUCCAACUCACUGGGAAGAAGGUUUGGUUUGUGAGGACAUCAGGUCCUGAUAAAGCUGGUGACCAGACUGGGUCCUCAUGGGGACAUAAAAACAAGAACACACACAACCAAACCUUUAGCUUUUCUGUCAUCCUUAUUACAUGAAAUUAAUUUCCAGCUAAAUGUUUGUCUAAAUAUAACCCAAAAACUUUAAUACCACUGAGGUUAUUGAGAAUGUUGAUGUUUAAGCCAGAAAAGCUCCCAAUGAGGCAACAAAAAUGAGUACACACACAGGUCUCUCUACAAACUACAUGAAGUAAUGCAAAAAUAACUCUAUGUACAAGACAAUUUUUUUCAUUUCUCUGUCUGUGGAGAAGUAAUUACAGUUUUCAAAAUAAAAGAAGUGUAUGUAAAGCUAGCUAAGGUCAAUAAAUGAAAUACAUUUUAUUGAGCUUUGUUUAGAUUACUUUAAGAAUACCAGUCGACUAUUUGCUGCUUCUUUGGCCAGAAAGCGAACACUUCCCAAAAUCAGAAAUAAAAUGCAAAAAUGUUGGCAUG
Messenger RNA from Xiphophorus couchianus (Monterrey platyfish), 2769 nucleotides. Its product is annotated as fibroblast growth factor 12. The coding region runs from base 496 to 1260 and encodes 254 amino acids. Gene Ontology annotation, molecular function: growth factor activity. The transcript has 5 exons. NCBI's taxonomy places the organism in Eukaryota, Metazoa, Chordata, Actinopteri, Cyprinodontiformes, Poeciliidae. The record is from RefSeq and is a predicted model, not a curated record.